This is a messenger RNA of Chrysemys picta bellii (western painted turtle), 989 nucleotides long. The record is from RefSeq and is a predicted model, not a curated record. NCBI's taxonomy places the organism in Eukaryota, Metazoa, Chordata, Testudines, Emydidae.
AUCAAAUCUCCCCUCAUUCUUCUCUUCUGGAGACUAAACAAUCCCAGUUCCCUCAGCCUCUCCUCAGUGAGGAGCCGGGCUGGCCUGUCCCAGCCAGGUGUCCCGUGGGCUGUUGGAACUGGCGUGACCUUCGCACUGACCCCCUUGUGUCUCAGUCUCUUCACAGGCUCCCGGGAGCCCUUCCCCAGCCUGCCCCCGGAGACCAGCCCUGUGGCUCCGUCCCUGGAGCUGGAGCGGCGCCUGGCCAGGCACUGCCACCGCAGCCCCCCCACCCCCAGCCAGAGCCGGGCGGAGCUGCAGGCCUGCCGGAAGCUGGGCGUCGCCUGCGCCAUCUGCUUCGUCUUCAUGAUCGGCGAGGUUGUCGGCGGGUACCUGGCGCACAGCCUGGCCAUCAUGACUGAUGCUGCCCAUCUGCUGGCGGACGUGGGCAGCAUGUCGGUCAGCCUUUUCUCCCUGUGGGUCUCCGCCAGGCCGCCCACCAAGACCAUGACCUUCGGCUGGCACCGCUCAGAGACGCUGGGCGCCCUGGCCUCGGUGCUGUCCAUCUGGGUCGUGACCGGCGUCCUGGUGUACCUGGCGUCAGCCCGCAUCAUCAGCAACGACUACGAGAUCGACGCACGUGCCAUGCUGGUCACCUCCGCCUGCGCCGUGGGCAUCAACGUCAUCAUGGCCUACAUCCUGCACCAGUCGGUCACAGGCCACGGCCACGCCCGGGGCUACGAGAAGAUGGAGGAGAGUCCUGGCUGCUGCGCGCCCCCCGGGAGCCCCCCGCCCGGCAGCACCAGCGUGCGCGCCGCCUUCGUGCAUGUGGUGGGGGACCUGCUGCAAAGCCUCGGGGUGCUGACAGCUGCCACCAUCAUCUACGUGGAGCCCCGGUACAAGAUCGCAGACCCCGUCAGCACCUUCCUCUUCUCCGUCUUCGUGCUGGGCUCCACCGUCACCAUCCUCAGGGACGUCUUCCGGGUCCUCAUGGAAGGUGAGCUGGGGGG